Apis cerana (Asiatic honeybee) is the source of this 2708-nucleotide messenger RNA. RefSeq names its product G-protein coupled receptor dmsr-1. Lineage: Eukaryota; Metazoa; Arthropoda; Insecta; Hymenoptera; Apidae. Gene Ontology annotation, cellular component: plasma membrane. The record is from RefSeq and is a predicted model, not a curated record. Gene Ontology annotation, molecular function: G protein-coupled peptide receptor activity. Gene Ontology annotation, biological process: G protein-coupled receptor signaling pathway.
AUGCCUCGCCACGUACAUUACGAGGAUACCCGGCACUUGAACGCAACCCUUCUACACCUGAGUCGUCUGAUUCAUCGUAUAUCGACCAUGAAUCGAUUGAACGCGAGCUUCUGGAACAGCUUGAACAUCACGGACGAGGACAUCGAUUACGUGAACAAGUUCAUGGAUAAUCUGUCGAUCUCGUGCAACGACAAUUGCGAGCAACAGAUCGACUGCUACUGCAACGGGACCGUUCGGGAUCUGGCGAUCGAGUACAAGAAUUAUCACGGUUACGUUGCCUUGAUGGUGUGUUUGUUCGGUACCUUGGCCAACAUGCUGAACAUAGUCGUGUUAACGAGGAAAGACAUGGUCGCGACGCCCAUAAACCGAAUUCUCACCGGUCUCGCGACCGCCGACAUGCUCGUCAUGCUGGAAUACAUACCGUUCGCUAUUUACAUGUACAUCGUUCUCCCAAAGAGGCAGAUAUUUCCUUACGGGUGGGCGGUGUUCGUCCUCUUCCAUAUGCAUUUCACACAAUUGCUCCAUACCAUCAGCAUCGCCAUCACGCUCACCCUCGCCGUUUGGAGGUACAUCGCUAUUAGAUUUCCACAGUACAAUACUUGGUGUACCGCAGCUCGAUGCAAAAUGGCUCUAUGGAGCAGCUUUUUAGCGCCAUUUAUUGCCUGUGCUCCUAGUUAUCUCGUAUUUGGAAUAAGAAAGCAAACUGUAAAUGAGAAUGGCAUCCUGGAAAUCGCGUACAUAGUCGAUGCCGACUACUCCCAGCACAAGGACUUCUUCUACCAAUUGAAUUUCUGGAUACUAGGGGUGGUGGUGAAACUUUUACCCUGCGUCAUUCUCACUAUUAUUAGCUGCUGGUUGAUAAAAGCUCUUUACAGAGCGAAAGGGAGGAAGCAGGCUUUGAAGAGUUACAACCAGUGCAAGAACAUCGCUGUAAUGGGUAACGGUUUGAUCCCAAAAAGGCCGAGCAAAUCCGAGAGGAGAGCUGAUAGGACGACAAAAAUGCUCGUCGCCGUGUUACUCCUAUUCCUGGUCACGGAGAUACCUCAGGGUAUUCUGGGCCUUCUAUCCGGUGUUCUAGGCGAUUGUUUCUUUCGUAAUUGCUACCAUAAUUUCGGCGAGGUGAUGGACAUCCUCGCCUUGUUAAAUGGCGCCAUCAAUUUCAUCCUCUAUUGCUCCAUGUCCAGGCAAUUCCGCACCACUUUCGGCCAGCUGUUCAAACCUAGAAUCAUGAAGAAAUGGCAACCUGCCACGCAACAAACGGACGUGCAAAGCACUUACGUAUGAUGCAGGCUGAAAGGUCUAGAGACCACGCGUCUUUAGAGAGAUUCAGAGUUAGCGUUAUAAGUCUCUCUUGAAUAAUUUUUAAUCUUAUCCUUGGGAAUCGGUAUUAUGGUGUUACGGUAGCGUAUAUUACGUAAUAGAGAAUGUUGGAGAUGGAAAUGUAAAUCUGCAUCAUACACGAUAGAUGAUAGGAUGGAGUAUAAAUUUUUCUUCGCGUAUAAUGUGAUUCACCUCGAGUGGUGUUCAUAAUAUAAGUACAUUUUUAAUAUCUCACCUCUAAGAGGAAGAUCGAAUUGGUUGAUUUGCUGUUUCGAACUCCAUCUUGAUAUCAUCGAAAUCACGUAAUUUUUGCAAAUGCGUAAAGAAGGAUAAUAACGAAUUAUAUAUUCGAUAUUCGAAUCUUCGCGUUUCAUUUUAUCAAAAAAUAGGAUAUGUUCUUAAUAGACAAACGUGGAGAGAAAAUAAAAUACGUGAAGUAGGAGGACUUCAAUUUGUUCUAUCAAAAACAAAUGCUGAAAGUUUGAAUCCUUUCUUCGAGAAUCUCACAAUCAAUUGAACUUUAAGUUUCGAGCUAUUAUCGGGGCUGACAGUCUGUUAAAAAAGAUAAACUUGAUCUCCUAUUGAACUAAGGGAAACAUAAACUUGAUCCGUGCUCAAGUUUAAUCGAAAAUUCUGUAGCGUCAAUAUUGGAAUUAUUUUUCUUCUUUGCUUUUUGUAUCAUCAAAAAUAAUACAAUAAUGUUAAUAUUGUGGAAAACGAUCGCGCGAAUGUUAAUUAUUAAAAUUAAUAUUAAUGAUAUUGAUAUAAUAAUCGUUAAGAACGAAACGAAAUAGAGAGCAAAUAUGAAAAGUAAAUGCACGACGAGAUUUAUCAACAUUUAUUUCUCUUUUGUUUUAUUAUUCGUGUCAAUAAUAUUCGUGUAAUUUAUUAAUACACUAUUGCGUGACGUAUUUUCGUGUAAAUUUAGAUAUCACUGAGAUUAUAUAAGCUCAUUUGUAAAAUAAAUAUCGGAACGUUGGAGAGUUUCGUUCAAUAAAUUAUACAUCGUGAUAGGAAAGGAAACGAUGUUGCGUUAAUUAUGGAUACUCGACAACGAAUGAUCAUUUACGAGUUGCAUAUAUGCAAGUAAGAUGUACACCUAUGUUCAAAUAUAUUCGUAAGUAAUAUAAUUAUUCGUAAAUAAGUAUAACGGUAAUAUUAAUGUUGAGCUCAUAAUUAUUUAUAUAGCGUUUAAAUGUACAUGAAAUUUGUAAAUAUGUCAUCGAGAAAAGUUGCAGGGAUAAUUGUUUCUUCUCGUAUGAUUUUUUUGUAUGAGAAACAGAGGAUCGAUAGAUUUUUAGCUAUUGAGCCCGGCUGAAAAUCUAUCCUUCCUUUCAUUCGUAAACGAGAAAUUAUUUAUAGAUUAUAAAUAAACGUUUCUGUAUUAA